AAUAAGACAAACUGACAAAUGAAAAUAACAAAUGUGAAUAUAAUCAACAAAAAGCAGAAGCAACUCUGGAGACAACCUAAAAAUGAAAGGUCAAACACAUCAUCAAAGUGAGUCUCCAGAAGUCAGAAAUGGCUGAAGUCAUAAACAACUGAAUGUAUCUGAUUCUGAUGACUUUAUGCAUGAAGGAUGCUGAAUCACCUACAUCACGGAGUUAUAACGUUGAUGAUUGGUCAGUAGUCCUCCAAAUAAGCAGCACAGCUACUUCCAUUAGCCUCAAUGGAGCAGGAUGUGGAAAGCCCUAUUACCAUUAAACAGCCAAGGCUACCGAAACAAGUGAGAGAGGAUUUACCUAAGCAGCUACGAAACGACUGUACGAAGAAGAAGAUUCAAAGAUACGUUCGUAAAGAUGGCAAGUGCAAUGUCCAUCAUGGAAAUGUCAGAGAGACCUACCGUUACCUUACGGAUAUCUUCACUACCCUAGUUGAUCUAAAAUGGAGGUUCAAUUUGUUUAUUUUUGUCAUGGUUUACACUGUCACAUGGCUAUUUUUCGGAAUGAUCUGGUGGCUUAUUGCUUAUAUACGAGGGGACCUAAAUCACAUAGGUGACCCCUCAUGGACUCCAUGUGUAAAUAAUCUUAAUGGAUUUGUCUCAGCUUUUUUAUUCUCUAUAGAGACAGAGACCACAAUUGGUUAUGGGUAUAGGGUGAUCACAGACAAAUGUCCCGAAGGAAUAAUCCUUCUCUUGGUGCAGUCUGUUUUGGGAUCAAUAGUCAAUGCCUUUAUGGUUGGUUGCAUGUUUGUAAAGAUAUCGCAGCCCAAGAAAAGAGCAGAGACCCUUGUUUUUUCAACAAAUGCAGUUAUUUCCAUGCGUGAUGGGAAGUUGUGCCUGAUGUUCCGUGUUGGGGACCUAAGAAAUUCACACAUUGUGGAAGCAUCAAUACGGGCCAAGCUGAUCAAAUCUAAACAUACAAAAGAAGGGGAAUUCAUUCCACUAAAUCAAACAGACAUAAAUGUUGGAUAUGAUACAGGUGAUGAUCGAUUGUUUUUGGUUUCACCGUUAAUCAUCUGCCAUGAAAUAAACCAGCAAAGCCCAUUUUGGGAGAUAUCAAAAGCUCAGAUGGCCAAAGAAGAGCUAGAGAUUGUUGUUAUCUUGGAAGGGAUGGUGGAAGCAACAGGAAUGACAUGUCAAGCACGAAGCUCAUAUGUCGCAAGUGAGAUCCUAUGGGGCCACCGUUUCACACCAGUUCUAACCUUGGAGGAUGGUUUCUAUGAGGUUGACUACAACAGCUUUCAUGAUACUUAUGAAACAUACACACCACCAUACAGUGCCAAAGAGUUGGCAGAGGUGGCCAGUCGAGCUGAGCUACCCCUCAGUUGGUCAGUGUCCAGUAAAUUAAACCAACAAAGUGAGCCAGAAAAAGAAGAUGAAGAGGAAAAGAGCCAUGAGGACCAAACUGAGAGGAAUGGCGAUGUUGGCAAUUUAGAGAAUGAAUCCAAAGUUUAAAAAAUGAUGGCAGGACACCUUUACAUAAUAUAGUAUCUUUUUUAAAAAAAAAUAAAUAAAACCACAUAAACAGCCAGGUGUACAAUGCUACUUUUCCCAUUGUCAAAACAAGAAGGUUCAUUAAAAAUGUUAGUUCUGUAAAGCUGCAAUAUUUAUUCCCUUACCGACCUCACUAAAUAAUUAUUCUUUUUACAGAACAGGUGGCACAUUAGCAUGUAUUUUCAUUUUUCCUGUCUUUAAAUGUACUCUUUAUGUUUUACAACCUUUGCUCUUCCUCCUUUAUCUCAGUUAGUUUCUGAGAUGUCUGUUCUGGCUGCCCAUCUCAAAGGCCUGCUCACAACACUGGUUUUCCAGAUAAGAUGCACUCAGUCUUAGGAAUUCUUCAAGGUUUACUCCAGCCAGAACUCUAACACUCAAUUCAUGUAUAACCAUAUAUCACAGAAUAGCCUUCCUAGUACAGAUCAGACAGAAAGGUAAGGUAGGUAACUAGAUGGAUUGUACUGCCACCUUCACACUGAUAUACCUGUACAUGAAAUACACAUUCUGUUAAAAUGGUCACAACAAACUAUUCAGCUGAAACUAUCAGCCACUCAGUGGACUGUAUUUUAACUAUUUCCCAUAAUCACUGACACUACCAAUAUCGUUACUGCUAUUGGCAUUAAAACGAUUUGCCUAGCAGACAGACAAAAUUCCAUUAUAGUAAGUAACGUGACAGCCCUACUCUAAGACUCCACAGGCCUGAAGUAGGGCAGUCAGAAUAAAGACACAGCUCCAGAUUCCUACAUAUUGGAACUGUGUAUCACCAGCAUGCAAUCACAGGCAAGCUUUAAAAAUCAGCUUACCAUCCUGUAAAAAAGAUGUGAGACGGGCCCAAUUGCAUUUAACUAUAGCUUCUCAAUGGUGUUUUCAGCAAAGGUUUGUUGGAAGGUGUAUGACUGGCAUGUAUAGGAAUGCACAUUAUAAACAUGAAUAUUUAAAUGCUGUAACUAGUAAAUGGACAGAUAAUUCAGUAAAACACUGUACAUAUGCCUUAUGCAAUAUUUUCUCUAUUUUAGGAGUAAAACAAAGCAUGUAAAAACAUACUGUAGUAAAGACCUUCUAAAUAGUGUAAAUAUCUUUAAUUACGUAGGUUUAGAUUCACAAAUACUUCUAGGAAUAAUGGGAUGCAAAAAACAACCUAAUAUGGUUGAUAUUUUUGGUUUUCAGUGUGUUUAACAGGAAACUGUCAAAAUUUACAUCCAGACACUUUACUGCAUGACCUUUCUCUUCAGUUACCAGACUGGCAGCUACAGAAGUCCUCUGUUCCCCUUUUUAUCAUUUUACUGACUCUAAAAGCCAUACGUCUGGAGGAAAAUGGCUCUGAUAUUACUAAUAUACUGUGAAGUGUUUACACGAGUACUAUCUCUUUCACAAUUCUGUUGCUGUAGCUAACCUUUAGACUGCCAAAUGCUUGUUGAACUACAAGGAUUUCACAGAGAAAAUGAGCAGUCUGAAAGUUAUGCCAAAGCCAAGCUAUGUUUUUUUCAGCAUCAGAAAUAAUCGUUUGAGCAAAGGUCAUUUUGGUAGGAUGGAGAGAAUUUUUAUUAUAUUGAUAGAAUAAGCCAUUAAAAACUCUGGAUUGUAUCCAUAGUUACACAGAGAGCACCUUCGAACUUCCCAGCAGUGGGAAAAACAAACUUUACUUACAAGUUCUAAUAAUUUAAAACUAUCACUCGGCAUAGGUAGAAGUUUGUUCAUUUCUAAAGUUAUACAGAGUGCUUUAUGUUGUAGAUUUAUUUCUAUCAUGAUUUCUUAGUUAAUGUAGUUAUGAAUUAUUGUUUCAAAUCAGUGCAUGGAAUAAGAAACAUUUUCCACAUGCUCCAGCUGUAUCUGAAGAAUUACAGCCUUAAUGCCCUUUCUAAACUUGUGCAGUUCAGAAAUACUUAGUUUUAAAAAAGUCAAUUUCAUUUUUAAUUUUUUUCAGCUAUCAUUUGCAUGAAAAUGUAAACUCAGGAUAUGCCUUGUGGGCAGGUGAAAGUUUUGCACUGUGAUAGUUUCAUAUUCAUUUCAAAUUUUGCUGUUACUUCAAGCAGCCCUUGUCGCCCACAAUGAGGGAGGAAUGUGGUCAGCUUUAAUUUGGAGCUGUACAAAUUUUAUGACAAAAAUUUUUAACAUUUGCAGAGUUAAACCUUUUAGUCCCAGAGAAGUAAGAUGGUUCACUAUGUUGCAUUACAUGCUUAAACAGGUUUCCAGAGAUAUUACGUUGACUUUAACAGUAUCCCACAGCAUGUACAGUUCUUUUUUUUUCAGGAUUUUUUUUAAUCCUAGAAUGUUUAAUCAUAGAUUAAGACAUUUAAAAGAAUGUUAAUCACAUUGCAUAACAUUGUCCUUUUGACAGUAGCACUCCACAACUACUGUAUUUCAUUUUAGAGUAAGUACAUCUUUGAACCUAUGCCAAAAGAAAUUUUUGCCCGCUAUGUUUUUUAUAUAGAACUGUUAGUUGAUGUCACAAUGUAUGGGGGGCAUCUUUCCCAAAUAACUCUUCUGAAAAUAAAGCAACAUAUUUUUCGUAGCUUAAUAGCAACAGUUUUCAAAAUAUUCGCAAUAUGAAAUGCAACACUGAAAAGCUUGCAUGAUCCACAACUUUUUAAAGAACUGUAAUGCUGUAUGUUUAAUUUCUUGGGAAAAUGAAUUGCACAUGUAUCUGAAAACUGGUUCUGUAAACUAAAAUGUUCUCAGGCUUCUUUUUACAUUUUAAAGUAUAAUAAAUAUUCUAAAAGAUGUCUGGAUACUGGAUAAAGAGAA
Protopterus annectens (West African lungfish) is the source of this 4287-nucleotide messenger RNA. It is a transcript of the gene KCNJ6, whose product is annotated as potassium inwardly rectifying channel subfamily J member 6. The transcript is spliced from 4 exons. Gene Ontology annotation, biological process: potassium ion import across plasma membrane; regulation of monoatomic ion transmembrane transport. The record is from RefSeq and is a predicted model, not a curated record. The coding region runs from base 277 to 1503 and encodes 408 amino acids. Gene Ontology annotation, molecular function: G-protein activated inward rectifier potassium channel activity. Gene Ontology annotation, cellular component: plasma membrane. NCBI's taxonomy places the organism in Eukaryota, Metazoa, Chordata, Ceratodontiformes, Protopteridae.